AUGAUCGAAUAUGCCGCUCGUUUGCUUCGGUUCGCGGACGAGCUCGAGGAGGGCGCCGAUGUGGAUUCGCGCGUGUCGCUGCUCCGAUACGGGGUUGAGGCUGUAUUAACGCUCGCCGGUGCUAUAGAGGGAGAUUCCAGCAGAGCAGGGCACGAGGGCCCGUCCCGCGCCGAUGCUGACGAGUUGCGCCACCAGGAAGACAAAGUGAUUCAGUUCGCCUGUGCCCUUGGAUUCGACGCGGCUGAUGAGCCUUGCGACAGCGAAGAGAUCACGACCUCGGCGACGCCAGCCGCGCACACGAGGCGGAGGAGAAAACGCGAGUCAUCCAGGAGAGCGGGGAAGAAGCACCGUCUGAGCUUCGACUCCGAACAGUCAGACCAGGUGGAGGAGGACAAGGAGGUUCCAGCGGCGAACGGGAGAUCGUCCAAGAAACCCAAGUGUGGCGGACGGAACCCGUGGGCGGUCAAGCUCAAGAAACCUAUCAUCCACGACACGGAAGAGAAGCUUACCCUCGCGGAGCUCGUCACGGACCUCAACCAUGGCGUCGCAGCAGGGUACGACGGGCGACAAAUGAGCGACGAACUGAACGAGCUGGUUGCGGAGUACGCGCAGUCGAAAGCCGAUCGUCCCGUCGAAGAGCAGUCUCUUUUCGCACUCAUUGGCCAGGACGGUGCCCAGACCACCGAGCAGCGAUUGUCGGUGGCCAUGAUGAAGGGGAAGCCGGAACUGGGGGGGUUCGUUGGGGACAUCGAACAAUCGGCACCAGAGGGACUCACAAACAAGCCGCCGGAGUUUCACGUGAAGCUCAUGUCUGGGCCAAAAGCCGCGCCUGCGACUGGGCCAUACGGGCCGGACGAGUGGCACAUCCCCAAGGAGAACGGGCGGAUGAUCGUGAAGGGGCCCAUGGCUAGGGGGGAGCAGGCUACCACGCGCGUGGACCGCGACAGCGCCCGCCAGUCGGUGGUAGACCGCGCCGAAUCCAGGAUGCCCCCGAUUGGAGCUCCCCACAACCCCUUCGCCGACAGCCUUGUCUUGUCCGACACAGCCCCGCGCACGACGGGGUCACGCAAGGCAACGGAGGCAAACAACGCCAUGGCGUGGGACGGCAGUGCGGGGAACUGGGUCAAGGCCGCCAGCCAGAAAGCCUUGAACAGUGGUCCCGGUUACGGUGCCGUCGGAAAGCCCUUCAACAGCGGCAACGGGGCCACCGCGAGAGACUUCAGUGCCGAGGGGGCGAACGACAAGUGGUACGGGCUCCACCUCGACAUCCCAACGAGAGAUCUCGCCGCGAAACUUCGACUCCUGGUGCAGCCGGAUGGGAGCCUGAAGGACGCCCCCCUCUGUGACACAGAGGUCAACCCCGAUCACCCUGGCCUCACCAAGGGCCGAUCGACAUUUGGCCUCGACCGGGAGGGUGCGCUCAUCAUGGGCGUGCACAACGGCCAGAGUCUCAACCGGUGCGUUGGAGGGGGAACCAUCCCUGUGACCACCGCAGCGCCGCCCUACAGGGUGCCUCACUUCGCCAUCGCUCCUCUGCUCGCGGGCAAGAUCGUGUCUAACAAGACCCACAACAAGAGGGAGAGGACGCGCGCGAAGCUGAACGAGGAGUAAACGGUGGCCGUUUCCCUAGUUUCGCGCAUCGCGUGGUCCCGGAAACCACCUUCUGCCCUCGUCCUCGCGGUAGUCGUGUGCGCUCUUCUUCCGCGUUUCGACUGUUGGUUGUUGUCACAGCCAAUUUAGCAAAAACAUCGACGACAUGUAUGUGUUACGAUAGUAUCGCCCACUC
Ectocarpus siliculosus is the source of this 1786-nucleotide messenger RNA. The record is from the annotation of a GenBank genome assembly. Lineage: Eukaryota; Phaeophyceae; Ectocarpales; Ectocarpaceae.